AGCAACUACAAGCAGCACUGGACAAAAGGUUCUCAUGCCAGCACAUCCUGUGAAAGACUGAAUGUGAGCAGCGAUCCACACAACAGCAGCCACAGCCAUGAAGUCCCAAGCUCUUUUCUUUGUUCUGAUCCUCUCAUGCGUGCACCUGAGUCUUGCACAAGGCUCGUAUGGCAACUGCUGCCUCGGCUAUCUUAAAGGGAUGACAGGAAAAGUAAAGAGAAACAUUGAAAGUUACAGGAUUCAGAAAACAGAUGGCGAUUGCAACAUCAGCGCUGUUGUGUUUCUGAUAAAGAAGAAGCCGACACAUAAAAAACAGUGGACUCGCUGCACCAAUCCGGAUGACAUCUGGGUCCAGGAGCUGAUGCUGUCUGUGAAUAUGAGAAACCAGAAUUUGGCCACUUAAAGGAGAGAAACAAGAAAGGAAUGGGCGAGAGGAAAGCAGAUGUUUCUCCGAUUUCAGGCAUCAUAUAUCACCUUUGACCACAUGGAUUGUGUUUCAGUAGGUAUUUCAUGUGCUGACAGAGAAUGUAAAUGUGCACGGUUCGCUAUAACACGAACACAUACCCUCAAUGUUAUUUCCAUAUAGCCAUAUAUAAUUCAUUUAUAUGAGCCAUCGCUAUGAUUGUUAAUUUCUCUGUGAUAUGUAACGCCUGCUAGGAAUGAGCCACUGUUUAGCAGCUUUGAAAUGUAUUUGCAGAGUGUGUUUGUGCGCAUUUGUUUGUGUGUGAUGUAUAUGUAAAAAAGCUGAAUGUUUUUUGUACGACAGAUUUCCAUAUUUUUAUAUUAGCAUUACAAUACUAUUUGUGUCCUUCUGUGUCAAAUAAAGAGGCAAUACAAACCAGA
Molecule: messenger RNA, 843 nt
Organism: Anarrhichthys ocellatus (wolf-eel)
Lineage: Eukaryota; Metazoa; Chordata; Actinopteri; Perciformes; Anarhichadidae
Gene: ccl25b
Product: chemokine (C-C motif) ligand 25b
Exons: 5
Coding region: 98-403 (101 amino acids)
Biological process (GO): immune response
Cellular component (GO): extracellular region
Molecular function (GO): chemokine activity
Source: RefSeq, a predicted model, not a curated record